AUCCAUCAUAUUUUGCUCAAAUCAACUUUUGGUGUCAGGAUGAGAUGUAUGAUAAAACUUACAAUAAUUCGAGUUCUUUGUACAAUUUAAAAUGAAUCUCAUGUACGAUUUCUCUCACAAGAAAGUGUCAAAUAUAAUUCACCCCUUCUAGCAAAUUAAGGACGAUAUGGGCUGGUUGUUGUAUGAAAAAGGAAUCUAUUCAAUAUUAAUUAAUUUAUUAACAUUUAGGGGAGGAAACUAAGCAAAACUGCAGUCAAAGUCUAUGCUUAUAUCCGGUAGCUAAAGACAAAAGGCGCGGGGUCUUUCUUAAUUUGUCCCUACCCUAAUGACUCGUUCCUUUGUCUCCAUAACCAUAAUCUCGUUUGUUUUCUCUGACUAAUCGUAAUUAAUAUUAAUCUCGCAUGACUUUGUUAUACGGAAGUGGUUACUAACCGAGAUAGCUGUGUACGACACGUACGUCUAGCUAUAAGAGGAGAAGACGCGAACCAAGAAAAUGAAUACAACAUAUAUCCAUCUUAUUAUUAUUAUUAUUAUUAUUAUUGUUGUUGUUGUUGUUGGGUGUUUUUACUUGAACUUUUGCAUGUUCCCGUCGAAUUCUAGCUUUUACUAUUACUUGAUUUACUUCUGAUAUUCGUACCCUUGAAACAAGAAGUUCCUUCAUUAGUAACUUCAUAUGAUUAUACAGCACUAGUAAAAAAACUUUCAAAACAAAGAGAAUGUAAAUAGUUCGAGUAGAGAAAUUUAACAGAAGCUUUUCAUCAUCUAGUCACAGGUAAUCGCACAAAGUGGUAUUUAAUUUCAUGGACAAAGUUCACAUCGUUAGCGUCAUGAUUAAAAGCAUUCAAUGAAUUUUGGAGGCUCUAUUAUAGAAAUAGUAUGUGAGUAUGUGACUCAAACAAUUUAAAGUACAAUAAAAUAGAAAACAUCACAUUGAUUAGUAAAUAAAAAUCACAAUAUCUUUAUUUGAAAGCAUUAUCUUUGAAAUCUUUAAUUUUUUUCCGGUACGUACAUAUGCCUAUAAUUCAUAUUAGUUGGACUUAUUUUGGAUGUUCGUAAUAUUUGGAGGCUCAAAAUGAAGCAUAAAGAAUCAAAUUUUCAAUAACGUCUAUUUUUAAAUUGUCGACGCGGCGGAUUCAACUUGAAUGAUUUUAGGUCAAUAUUUUUUUUUUCUAGGCGUAUACCUAAUUUAUGGCAAUUGUACGGAUGAUGAAGACUCCUAUUGUAAUAACCCAACCCAAUGCUAGUAACGUGAAGGGAUGGGGAAUUUAUGAGAGAUGGAGUGGGACAGUAGGAGGAGCGUCUGUGCUCCCUUAAUGAUAUGAAUUGCUCCCCUCCCGUCCAUAAAUCACUCGCUCUACUUUGCCGACCAAGCAAAAGAACCACCCCCAGUAUACUCCAUCAUUACGGCUCCCUCACUAUCUCACGCUUCAAUCACCAUCAAUCUUGUCCAUCAUCGUCGACCAUCUUCCAUCACCCAAACCACCACCGAUCCGACCCUCCAAUCACCAAAACUGUUAUAUCAAUCCUUGCCCUCGAUCUAAGUAGACAUACAUCACCUAAAAGCUACAACCAGAGACACCACUCAAGUCGCCAACACGCACGCCGGAAACCAUGUUAAAGUUGUCCUAUCUUUUCCCUGUACGACGUCAUCGCUCUCCACGACCCUAGUUCAUUUGCCUCACCUCCACUAGGUAAGGAUCACGAAACCACCUCAGUUCUAAGUUCAAAUCCAUCAAUAGCUAACCAACUCGACGGUUGUGAACCGUAGUUUUGACGGAGACGGCGAGGACAACAAUCUCGGGGCUAUCGAACGACGAAUCUAGCGGCUCAAAUCUAGAUCUAGGCACGAAUACAAGGUAAGGAUAUCUGGCCCCGAGCAUUAAAUCGAUGUUUGCGCGACUAAAUAUGAGUUUAUCAAUUUCUAGGUAAUUAGCGAAGGUUUCACAGCCUUUUAGUGACGAACUCGUAGAGCAUUAGUGACUGCUGAACUGAUGGUUACUAAAGACACUGCAGAGUAUUAUUUAUUUAUAAAUCCACGUAGUCUUGUUUCUUGACAAACAGAUCCUUAGACUUUGUUAAAUGAUCGAUUUAGUUCUUAAAAUUUCAUAAUAUUAUAAAUUAGAAAUAAUUGAAGUAGUAAUCAAGAUAAUUAGUAAUAACUCCGUAUAUAUAGUUAUCCAAAUAAUAUGAUAAAUGUUGUUAGCACGUGAUGAAUGAAUUAAUCUCAUUAGUUAGUUAAAUUGAUAUGAUUAGAUAAGGGGAAAUGUGCUAGUUUGUUAAUCUGAUUAGUAUGCUUUAUUAUAUGCUUAUUGAACCUUGAGUUGAUGCACCUAGGGUUGUUUUCGCACAAUUAGAUUUUAAAGAUUAAGAUUGACUAAAAUCUUAAAUAUUAGAGGUAAAGAAUUACGAUUCUAAUAUGUUAGAUUAAUUGGUAAAUUAGUAUACCCUACUUUGCACGUUUUCAAGUUUAGAAAGCCGUCGCUAAGAACCCGAAACCAGACCGAUCUAACCUCGGUUUCCACGAUAGGAUCAGGAGGCAAAUCACCCAAGUGUAGGCACCAAUCUUCAAGUUGUGAACGACUUAAGUUAAUAAGGUGCGUGGUUUGAGGGGGCUAGUUAGUAUUUCACUUUAAUUUAUCUAAAAAUGCCAUUUAAUAUAGUUAUGCUCUAUGUGUAUGGUCAAGGUAAGUUUACUUAUGUUCAGUAAGCAUGGCAUUGCAUUCCAUCAUGAAAUUACAUUUUAAAUAAGAAGAUACAAGAUUAUGUUUCAAGCAAGUUUAUGGACUCGGUUUCCAAGUUACCAAGUUAUUAAGUAAUAAUACAUUUUUAACUACUCGCUCGACUAGUAACACGCGGCUACCUUACUUCCUGCUAGGUGGAAGUUUAUGAUUAGGAUAAGUUAUGCCGGUGCUGGUCAGUUGCUUAGAUAGCACGCGGUUACCUUACUUCCCGCUAGGCGGAAGUCUAUGAUUAAGAUUGUGUCUUCCCAUUAGGUGGAAGCUCACAUAUAUGUAUGUUACGAUCGGUGUCGGUCAAUGUGCUAGUUGAGUCGAGUUCGGGCCCUCUUUUAUAUGAAGCAAUAUGAAUAAAGUAUUAUGCACUGCACGAGCAUAUUUAUUAUUUAUCAAGUAUGUUAUUACAAGUUUUCCGCCAUUAAAGCGAAACUAGGAUUAGGACUGACCCCAACGCCCGCACUCAGGAGCUGCAGGGAAUCAAGAGUAUCCAGAUCAAACGCAAGGACAUAGCUGCUGCCCAAAAUGUCAUCACAAGGGUUAGUAACCGGGGGAGCUUCCAGCGGAACUUAUUUAAGUUUAUGCAUUGUUGGUGGACUUGAGACUUAAUGAGGAUUAUGUUUGAAUACUGUUUCAAGAUGGAUUUUCUCCUUGUAUUUUGGAAUGAUGUUAAUGUGAUUUUAUGCAUUUACUAUUCGACUAAUAUUAAGGGUAUUUUGGUAAAAGUAGUGGCCGGCCGGUCUAUGAUGUAACACCUAUUAUUAGAAGAUUCUGUACAAGAGGCUGGCCAACACAUGCUAUUAUUAGCCGAUCUUGUCAUCGGUCGCCAAAUAUUAGUAUCGUCGCUAAAGGAUGAUUUUUUUGGAAUGUGAAUCGAGAUCUCCCCAAUGCGGGCAAAAAGUCAAAUCCUGAACGGUAAUUAAGCAGCAGCGUAUGAACACCAUUGAACAUUAAUUCUUUUAUUAAUUAAGUAUAUAUUAUUAGAGAUAGUCAUUAAAUAAAAGAAUAUAAAUAUUCUUUUAUUUAAUGACGAUCUCGGCCUAAGUUAUGGUCCUUAAGGCCUCUUUUUUAAGGAAGAACUUAAAGUCUUCUAAUUAGCUAAUUUAAGAUUAGGUAGUUAGUAGGGAGUUAUUAGUUAAAAAGUUGUUAGGGGUAUUAAGGAGAAACCAAUUAAAUUAAAACAUGCCUAAUUUUUUUUAAUAAAACCCUAACCCGACGGUAUUCAUCUGUUUAUUAUUCCUUCGUCGUCCCAACUUCUCCGUCGUCCCAGGCCGCGUCGUCCCAACUUCUCCGUCGUCCCAGGCCGCGUCGUCCCAACUUCUCCGUCAAAGCACGAGUUCUCCGUCGUCCCUUCUCCAUCAAAGCACGAGUUCUCCGUCGUCGUCCCUUCUCCGUACCUAUGAGUUCAUCAGCCGUUGUUGUCGUUGUUCUCCGGUUCGUCAUUGUGUUCUCCGUACCUAGUCCAUCAGCCGUUGUUGUCGACUGCCUACUUCGAGUUCUCCCUCCCGCUCUGGUCGUCGUGACGACGAUUUGAUUCGAGUUCUCCGGCGUCGCUCGAGUUAUCGUCUCUUCUUCGUCGGCAAAGCACAGCAAUCGGCCGACGAUUCGAGUUCUCCCUCCCGUUGUUGUCGUCGGCCGACGGUUCGAGUUCUCCCUCUCUCUCGUUUCAACUCUCAGUCUCUCUUCGGCGGCCGCGUUUUAAGGUAUUUUUUUGUCUCCGAUUUUUUUGGCCGCUAUUUUGAGGUUUUUUGGCGUUGCAUGAGAUUAGGGUUUUGGCGAUGCAUGAGAUUAGGUUUUUGUCGUUGCAUGGGACGAGUAGGCGCUGCACAAUGGUAGGUCCAUUUUUAAUUUAUUUGGUUUCUGUUAUUAAUAAUUUCGUGGACGUUUACAGAUUUUUUUUCUGUCCAUUGUCACUCGUUCUCAACCUUUUGGCAUCCAUUAUUAAUCAUUCCGUGGGCGUUUGGAAACCGUCUUGUGUCUCUAUUAUUGAUUAAUACAUGCUCGUUUUCAACUUUUUUGCACUCUAUUAUUAAUCAAAUUGUCAUGUAAGUCAAUUAUUUGUGUCCGUUGUUAAUCAAUCUGUGCACGUCAAUUUUUCCGUCUCCGAUAUUCAUUUCGUAUUUGUGACGUUUUUUCGUCGCGUCGAUGCAUGGGAUUAGUCGGUGCACAAUAGUAUUUAUUUUUAAUUUUUUGUGUCCAUUGUUAAUCAAUUUUUGCUCGUUUGGAACCUUUUUGCUAUCUAUUAUUAAUCAUUCGGUGGGCGUUUACAAACUGUUUUGGUCAACAUUGUUAAUCAAUAUGUUCUCGCUCUCAAUCUUUUGCUCUCUAUUAUUAAUGAAUCUGUCGUGUUAUGUAAAUUAUUUAAUUGCAUUGGUAAUUUUUUUUGUAAUGUUCAUUGCUAACGUGAUAAUUUUGUGAACACCGUAAUCAAUUCUUCUCGUGUUAUGUUUUUUAAGUAUUGAUCGUUAUCAACACUACUAAGUUAUGUUAUUUAUUAACAUUUUAUUUGUGUAUUGAUCGUUAUUGGAGAAUGGGUUAUUAAUGAUUUCGUGGACGUUCUUUAUAAUUUUUUGACAGAGCAGGUAAACAGAGACGAGUUACUACAGAUUGCUUCACAAUUUGGAUCCCAAUAUGGCUAGGAGUAUUUCUUCAGUUUUUGCAAACUUGGCAAUGUUCAAAAAAAUUUCGUUUCUCUAUGAUUCGGAUUCUGAAUGGAUUAUGUCGUCGGUUUUUGCAAACUUGGCAAUGUUCAGAAUUUUUGUUGAAUGUUUAUUAAUAUCUUAUCAUUAGUUAUCAAGUUAUUUGAACACGAUUGUUAACGACCAUUGAUUAUCAGUGUUUUUAGAACACGAUUAUUAACUUUUUCUCCCAAUUCAUUAAUUGAAUUUCGAUGAUUUAUUAGAACACGAUUAGACUUUCGAUGAGUUAGAUUAUCAGAAGUUUAUUUAACAGUGUUUUAUUAACGACCAUAGAUUAUCAAAUUGUUAGAACACGAUUAUUAACUUUUUCUCCCAAUUAAUUACUAUUUUUAAACCUAUUGUCAAUAUUUUGUAGGACCGCUUGGAUUGAUAGAAAACACUGUAAUUAAAACCUAUUUAACCACUGUAAUUGUUAAUAACUGUAGUUUUAGAAUAUGUUAAUAACUGUAAUUAUUAAUUCUAUAUCAUAUCAUUAGUAAGAAAAUAAUACGCUAGCCUUCGCAAAAACAAUACCUGACUACAAGUGCCACAUAAUAAUAAUAAUACUGUGUUCACAAAUAGAACUUUGUUUGGUGAACAACGCAUAGUCCAAACACCUCUAGCAAUCGAGUCCUACAAACCAUGUACUUCUACACUAAUGUGUAGUCCAAACACCUCAUGUAUGGUUAAACCUUCUGCUUCUUGGCAGCCUUCUUUUCCUUGUCUUUCUUUGUCUUAUUCAUUUCCUUCGCCCUCUUCUCCCUGGCAAUUGCUUGUUUACCCUUGAAUAUUGAAAUCACGAAUGUCCAUGACAGGUAUAGCACUAGCAUCAUUCGUAUGAACAUCAUCCACCACUCCUGCAACAAUGAACACAUCACGUCACUAGCACAAGUUUAAUCAUUCCACAUAUAUAUAAGAUUAGUCAACUAACCUUCAUCUUCUACAAAUAGAUUUUCUACUGUAAUCUCGUCUUCGCUUAAGUCAUUGUUAUUGGAAAUAUCUUCACCUUCCAAGCUGACAUCACAAGGUACUUCAUUCAGAUCUGCAACGUUGAAAAAUUAACAAAACUAUUACCUUUAAUUAUUACAACUACCCACUUCAUUAUUAAUAUUCCUUCUCCGAUUAUUAACCUAAACACUUUAACUUUUAACAAUUAAUGAUAAAUUAUUAAUCAUUCCUCUCGGAUUAAUUAUUAACAACCAUCAAUUAUUAACAACUAUUAACCUAAAUACUUUAAUUAUUAACAACUACCACAUGAAUUAUUAAUCAUCCUUCUCCGAGUAAUGACUUUUACUUAUUAACACAUUGAAUUAUUAACCAUUUCCUUUUUAAUUAAUAAUUUAAAACAACUAACCAUUUACUUGCAAAAUGGAUUAUUAAUUUAAACACUUCAAUUAUUAACAACAAAAAAAAGUAUUAUUAAUGAAUUCGUAUUAGCAGUUAAUAAUCGUGUAUGAAGAUAUUGAUAGUAGGUUUAAAAAUAGUAAUGACCUGCUUACAUGCAAAGUUUAUUAACUGCUAAAGAUAUUUCUCUCGGAUUAAUUAUUAACAACCAUCAACAUCAUUACUAAUCUUCCCUUCUUGGAUUAUUGACCUAAAUCGACAAUGAAAUUUUACAUGCAAAGUUUACUAUUAACCUAAACAUGCAAAUUAUUAACAACUACCACAAGAAUUAUUAAUCAUCCCUCCCCGAGUAAUGACUUUUACUUAUUAACACAUUGAAUUAUUAACCAUGUCCUUUUUUAAUUAAUAAUUUAAAACAACUAACAAUUUACGUGCAAAGUGGAUUAUUAAUUUAAACACUUAAAUUAUUAACAACAAACACAAGUAUUAUUAAUGAAUUGGUAUUAGCAGUUAAUAAUCGUGUAUGAAGAUAUUAAUAAUAGGUUUAAAAAUAGUAAUGACCUGAUUACAUGCAAAGUUUAUUACUAAUUUAAACACCUCGGAUAUUAACAUUUAACGAAGGCAUUAUUAAUUAUCCCCCACCUAGUUAUUAACUUAAAUUGUUAACAACUCUGGCAUGUUUUAUUAAACAACGCAACCAAAAACUUACCAAAAAUAACGGGUCUUGGCGAUUCCAUGGAAAAGCUUAGUCUAUGAACGUGGUGAACGACAGACAACCGAGACGACGACAACCGAGACGUUACCGGCCUAAGAUGCGAGUCGAUGACGACGAAGGAGAAGACGAUGUCGGAAAGCAAGCGCCGAUAGUCUACGAACGCGACGAACGGCAGAUGAGAAGGAGAGACGACGACAGCCGAGACGUCACCGGCCUUAGAUGCGAGUCGACGACAAAAAACGAGAAAACGGGAUGACGACGCCGCAAAGCAAGCGCCGCAAAGCAAACGCCCGGUCGGCUGCGCGACCUUGACGGUGAUUUCUGAAGGAUGAAUAGGUUUAGGGUUGGGAGGAGAAUGAUUUCUCCCAUUCGUUCCUUAAUUAAUAAUAUCAUUUAAUUAUUUUCUAUAUUCCUGUCUUAUCCUUUAACGUAUUAAGUAGGUAGUUAACCAAUCAUUACUAAUCACUCUCUCUCCUUCUCCUAUUGGCUGAAAGGGGUUUAAGAUUUUCCUUAAAAAAGAGGUUUUAAGAACCUGAUGUAACCCAGACUAUCUCUAAUAUAUAUAUAUGUACUUCUGGAAAAUUUUCAACCCUUUGAAGCGUUUAAUUAAGUUCCCCACGAGUUCCGGCGGGCGAUCAUAACAUCAGAGAUCGACUCGGUCGACGUUUGUCAAUACCGAACGACGACCAUCUCCUCCCCUCGAACUUCGACUCACGGAGUACGUUUGACCUUUUGUAAUUUUCAAACCCGGCCCCUUUGAUAUGCGAGACGAAGAAAAUUAUUCAACGCAAGGGAUUGACCCCUAAUGCCAGGAACUCUGCAAGUUAAUUAAUCUUAGUCAAAGUAAGAGGAUAAGUAAUCCUGAUUAGGAGUGGAUAAUUGGUGCGGUCGAAUCAAAUCGCAUCGCAUAGCCACUUUGAUGGCAUGGGAGGCUAUAUAACCCCUCGAUUCUUUGUAAUAUUACAUGCAAAUUUUGUAAUUAAUUUGUAAAAUAUAGUAGUUGGUAAGAUUUUAACUCCGGACAGUUUAAAUUCUCUAAACUUAAAAAGUUAAGAUAAGGGAUUAAUUCUGACCACCGCAUACCCAAUGUAUUAAAAAAAAAAUCAUCACGUACUCAAGUAUGUAUAUAGAUCUGA
This is a messenger RNA of Linum trigynum, 8605 nucleotides long. The record is from the annotation of a GenBank genome assembly. Lineage: Eukaryota; Viridiplantae; Streptophyta; Magnoliopsida; Malpighiales; Linaceae.